Chinchilla lanigera (long-tailed chinchilla) is the source of this 2005-nucleotide messenger RNA. RefSeq names its product Ig-like V-type domain-containing protein FAM187A. The transcript has 2 exons. The coding region runs from base 483 to 1727 and encodes 414 amino acids. The record is from RefSeq and is a predicted model, not a curated record. Lineage: Eukaryota; Metazoa; Chordata; Mammalia; Rodentia; Chinchillidae.
UCACAAAGUUGCCAAGACUGGGCUCAAACUUUUGAUUUUCCUGCAUCAGCCUCCCAGAGUUGCAGGGAUUACAGGUACCACCACAUGCAGCUUUGGUAUUUCGAACUGUAUAGAUGCACAGGUCCCCCAAGGACCAUGGAAGGAGUACCCCCUCCCUCUACUAGGUAGCUCUGAACCAAGAUACAACCUGAGGCCAUGGUCAGAUACAACCUGAGGCUACUUUCUUUUGAGGUGCGGAGUUUUCCCCUAGGGGCAGCCCCAGGCCUUUGGCUUCUGUCUGGCCCAAGUCCCCUGUGCUGGGCAGGGCCGCUUCUCUCACCUCCCAGGUGGCGAGAGGGAAGUCUCCCGGGAGCCCAGAGCCCUGUGGCCACUCUGUGAGCCUCGGCCCAUUCUUGGCUGGCACCAGUGUUCUGAGAGACCUCGACUUCUGGAAGCCGCUCAAUCCCAGCCUCAGGCUGCCCUCCCUCAGGCGCCCAUGAGCCAUGGGUUGGGCCCGAGCCUCCCUUCUCCUGUGGGCCUGGGCCACUCUUGAGGCCUUUGAGGUCAUGGAGAAGGAGAACAUCUUCCAGAAGACGCCCUGCCCUGCCUUCCUGAUGUUCGACAACGCUGCCUACCUGGCUGACAUGAGCUUUGAGCUGCCUUGCCACUGCAAGCCCGAGCAGGUGCCCGCAGUGGUCUGGUUCCACCAGAAGCACCUGGGCAGCGGCCACACCCAGGUGCUCACAGACUUCGACGGGCGGCUGCUGUCGGAGGCGGCACAGGUGCGCACGGGCAGCGAUGUGCUGGCCCGCUUCGGCAUCCGCAUGUUCAGCCUGCUGGUGCACCGCGCACAGCCGGAGGACUCUGGCCUGUAUUUUUGCGGCACCCGCCAGGGCGACUACUUCUACGCCUAUGAUGUGGAUGUCCAGAGCAGCGAGGGGCUGGUGGCCACCUUUGAGGACAGGGGCCAGGAGCCCUCUGUGGACGAGCGGCACGGAGGCCUCCGCAUCUUCACCACCUUCUGGGAGUGGACGCCGUGUGACCGCUGUGGGGUGCGCGGGGAGCAGUGGCGCCUGGGGCUGUGCUACCUGCAGAGCCCGGACCUCCCGCCACGCUACCACACGACGCCACCUGGCGUGGUGUCCUGUGGCUCUAGGGCUGUGCCCAGGAGGUAUCGUGCCAUGGCCCUGGCCCAUGCCCCCGAGUUGCUGGUGCGAAGUUGCCAGGUCCCAUGCAUCAACCGGAGCCGGGUCCGCGAGGGCGUGCUCGCACUCUACAGCUACGUGGCCCGGCGGGGCAGCAAGCCCUGGCUUCCCCGGGUGCCCAUCCAGUUCCACCAGCAGAGACUGGGCCACGGGCUCGUCCUCUCCUGUCCCGGGGCCCGGCCGGAGCAUGCGGUGGCCUGGGACAAGGACCGCCAGCCCCUGUACCACACUCAGUACCUAAAGGCUGCUGGCCGGUCCCCGCGGGUGUUCAUCGACCACGGCCACCAGCUGCACAUCCGCUCCGCCCAGCCGAGCGACCGAGGCACCUACUACUGCUGGCGCCAGGGUGCGCGGGUGGCCGGCAUCCGGCUGGGUGUGUUGUCCCGGGGGCGCCAGCCAGCCUCGCUCUCAGACCCUGAGACCCGCUCUGCCCUGCAGCUCGCCCUGCUCGGCUACCUGCUCCUCACGGCCGUCUUCGUCACCGUCCACCUCUGCCGAUGCUGCUGCUCCUCGUUCCUCUGUUGUCCCGACUGGGGCCCCUAGGUCCCCUGCCCCAGGCUCUGCAGACCCCGUGCUCCUCAGCGUGCUGGUGCCCGGACCCCGUGUCUCUGGCGGGCGCCUGGGCCGGGGUGGUGUGUGGGACGUGGGGGUGCUCAGUCACCACCUGCUCCCCAGGUUCGUGGUCUGCAGCCGAUCUGGGCCCUGGGCCACUCUUGAGGCCUUUGAGGUCAUGGAGAAGGCUGGAAGGGGCAUAGCCAGCACACAUGUCCCUGUGUCAUGCUCAGCCCCAAGAAGGGGACAUAAACGAAUACUCUGCAGUG